Messenger RNA from Aspergillus thermomutatus, 3348 nucleotides. RefSeq lists its product as uncharacterized. The record is from RefSeq and is a predicted model, not a curated record. The transcript has 8 exons. The coding region runs from base 1 to 3348 and encodes 1115 amino acids. Lineage: Eukaryota; Fungi; Ascomycota; Eurotiomycetes; Eurotiales; Aspergillaceae.
AUGACCCGGCCGCCAUUCUUCUCCUUCUUUCGUCAACCGCUGCGUAAGCCCAAGCCUAUCAAGGAAGACGUGCUACAGCACAGAGGCUUACCUCUUAUUGCGACCCCUAUCGACGAAAAGGAUGACGAUUCUCCACAUUUUUGCCGCCAUUCCGAUGCCACCCCCAUUGAACUCUUCUUCGAUUUGUUUUUCGUUGCAAACUUGUCUUCAUUCACCGCGACGCACGAGAUCAACAACGUCGAAGGUCUUGGGGCAUAUAUAGGCUUCCUAGGGGUCAUCUGGUUCACAUGGCUUCAGAUUACGUUAUUCGAUAUACGGUUCGCUCGAGACUCGGUUUUUGAAAGAAUUUGCAAGGCUGCGCAGUUGGCUGCCAUGGUAGGCUUCGCGUCCGCGGGAACACGAUUCACAACUCAUAUCCGCGUUGAGAACGUUUGGGCCUUUCAGUCGUUGAGUCUUCUGCUUGGUGGAAGUCGAGUACUGCUUGCCGUGCAGUACACGGUCAACAUAUGUUUGAUUCAUAAACGGAUGAGACCUGCUGCAAAGGGGUUGUCCAUCAUUGUUGCGGCACUACUCGCUUCGAGUUCGGUCUAUUUCGGGAUGUAUCUUGCCUUUCAAGAACACUAUGGAAUUCACUCGUACAUUUGGACCGUUUGGUUUAUCUUGUUCGGGUUUGAAAUGUGGACGGUGAUGGGGGUAUCUUACAUCACUCCAGAUAUCGGUUUUGAAGACACUCACUUGGUCGUCAGAAUGGGCCUGCUUACAUUGAUCAUCAUUGGUGAAGGUGUCAUAGCAGUGACUAGAAUUGCCAAUAAAACAGUACACCCCGGCGGCUGGACCAAGUGGUCGUUUGUCCACAUAUUGGGUGUGACCACAAGUGUGUACUUCCUGUGGCAAGCCUAUUUCGAUGUCUCCCCGAGAGGCUCACUUGGCAGAAUCGCUCAACAAGCAUGGGCUCAGCUGCAUUUUCCGUUUCACGUGGCCCUCAUCCUACUCCUCGAAGGAUCGCAAAUCCUCGCUCUCACCUUGGACGUUACAUUGAAAUUGACCUAUUUGACGGAGACCAUCUUGUUCGCAUGCGAAGAGCCGCGGCCUAAGGCGGAGGUUGCCAUCAGGCUACUGCGAAGUACCAUUGCUGAUAUGGAAAUUGACUAUGGUCGGGGAGCGAUGAAGGAGAAAGCUAUUAUCUCGGAGAUUUUGGAAGAGCUACCGACCCUUCCGCUAUGCCCAAGCAAUGUGGCGAGCGAUGCCUACUUUGCGACCCAUGACCGCAUCGACGAUUUGGUGGGAAACGUAACAGCAGCUUUAUUCUCCAGCAUGGGAAUUACGCCGUCAGAGGGCCAAGACAUUAGCCAACUGAACAAUAGUCAGUUGCUCAUGAUGUAUGUGGAAGUUCUGGGGUUUGUCUAUGUGUACUUUUUCGUUGUGGCGUCAAUUGCGAUGUUUCUUUUUACGGCUUUUAUGCUGUUGGCACAUCGCCACCGGCGCAAGCUGCGUGGUUUCCUUUGUCCGACAUUUUGCGUUGGCAUACUCCUUCAUGACGUCUCCGGUCAUAUUAUACGCAUUUACGGUCAUACUGCUAACAGGUGUCCCGUCAACCCCAGCAACGUGCAUAGUCCGGCAUUGAAGCUUCCCAUGCACGCACUUCACCCGCCAUCUAUACCGACCAAAGAGGACAGUAGCGGUGAACUGGGCGACAAGAAGGGUAAUAUGGCCUCUCUUAAAGCGAUGCUCCGUGUGCUCGUCGGUCCAGAUCACUCCAAAACAUGUUUGAUCUUCGAGAAGAACUCCGAUUCUACUGAUCCCGAUCCUGCCCGUUACCUCAUUGAGAACCGUGCACAUCUCCUCCGGGCAAAGCCCUCUGAUCAGCAGUCUGAGCCGUGCUCCAGAGAGAUCGUCAGCUGUGAUCAGUCCUGGACAAAUCACUGCACCGGGAUCACUGAAGGACAGUCCGAGGCCAUCGUUGACACCUCAAACAGAACGCCAAUGGCCGAUGAACAAACGAUGAAACCAGACGUUUGCUCCUGGUCAGAUGUCCUGACUUCUUUUGAAUCUGAGGGUCAUGGACUCUCUCCUAGCUACUAUUCUUGUCUCGCCAAUAUCCAAACUCAGCAUCGACCUAGACAGCCUGAGGGAGGUAUCACUGUCCCUGAAAAUCGUGAACAGCAUGGUGAUCUCAAGAUGGAAGUUCCUGCACAAGGAAGUGCUUUCUGUGAUGAAGAGACAAAGUCCGACAAUUAUCCUUGCGGCCUAGUGCACCCCAUUCCGAGGCCGAGCCUGUAUAUGGCUGCGGACCCCUUCGGUUCGUUCUCAGAGACCAAUGCAACAUCAGGUACCACAUCGCCUUCCAGCUCGCAAGAGAGUCUACCGGGCCUGUUUCGACAAGGUUUCCGCAAAGCGCACCGUCUGAGCGGUCACAUCGGGGGCGCUAUGCUAUUCCAGAAUCAAGGCUCGCCGGGUAGCUCUGUGGCCACAACCGACGAUCCUUACACUCCUAUCGCCGGCACAUGCAGUGGUACCACGCCUCUCCACUGGUCCAGCGGCGAACAGAUGGUGCCAUGGGAGAUGCAGAGUCAGGAAUUUGAGCCUCAGGCCCCUAGCUGCGUCAACGUACGCUGCUUUUCUGACCUGCGCCAUCAUGGUGGCCAGAUUGAAGAGAUUCCUCUCAACGCCGCAGUCGACGUCAGCCAUGCUCUACCUUCUUUGGACUGCGGCCAGCACUACCAUCAGCAACCACCGUUUGUUCUGCAACCCUUCACCCCUCGUGAAUACAACUCAACAAGCGCCAAGGAACGAAGUGCAGUCGACGGGGAACAUUGCCAGUUGGCAUUUGCCAACAACGAGCUCACAUACCCCCAGCACGGCUACGAAAUCAUCCAAUCUGUGCAUGCGACGAUCGCCAGCAACAGAGCCCUGAUGCGUCAAGGGCGAGCAAGCACCCGGUCGAUCCCAUGCCACAACGAGACCCGAAAUGCAUUCUUGAUAGAGUGCAAGCGCCGCGGAUUGUCGUACAAGGAUAUCAAGAGGCUCGGAGGGUUCGAAGAAGCCGAAUCAACGCUCCGCGGCAGAUUUCGGACCCUCACAAAGUCCAAGGAGCAGAGGGUGAGGAAACCCCAGUGGAAACAAGAAGACAUCAAGCUGCUCUGCGAAGCAGUCAACGCCUGUUCGGCGUCUGCAACGCAAGCCUCUAAUGCAUUUGCGCCGUCUUGUCGACCUAGGGGUGUAGGUUUGCCACCCAAAGUAUCUUGGAAGAAGGUCGCUCAGUAUAUAUGGACUCAUGGAGGCUCGUAUCAUUUCGGGAAUGCGACCUGCAAGAAGAAGUGGUGCGAGGUGCACAAUGUAAAGAUGUGA